This is a messenger RNA of Drosophila nasuta, 4538 nucleotides long. RefSeq lists its product as uncharacterized. The record is from RefSeq and is a predicted model, not a curated record. The transcript is spliced from 5 exons. Lineage: Eukaryota; Metazoa; Arthropoda; Insecta; Diptera; Drosophilidae. The coding region runs from base 2284 to 3147 and encodes 287 amino acids.
AUUUCAAAAUUCGGCAAAAUAGUUUAUUUAAGAAUUAUUUGGCGCGCUAGAUGAUUUUAAAAAUAGGGGAAACAUGUUAGGCAUUAUAAGUUGAACAUCUUGAAUAUAUCCAAAUGUGCUCGUGAAUCAAUUUCUUUUAAAAUGAGUGUUUUACCGCUCUGAUUAAAAAGAAUAAGAAAAUGGUGGCAAUGGAUGAAGGCUUUAUUCACACUUAUUGUAGUCAUUCAGUCUAAGUUGUACUAUGUACAAUUAUGUAUGUGGCGUGUGCAAAUCGCUUGAGGUGCAGCUUGUUUACUGAGAGUGAUUUGGUAUGCAGUUCAAGCAAUGUACAGUGGGUUUAUAAGGUCUGAGUCGAAGGCCCCAGCAGCCAGUACUCUCUUCUCUAUUUAAAUGUGGUAUUAAAUACUAGUUUUAAUAUAAUAAAAUAAUUUAUACGGUCCGGAUUUGCAUUGACGCCUUAAGCCAGAUUGGCUAAAAAAAAACUUAUUAAUACAUUGCAAUAAUGUAUGUGCUUGGGUUAUUGUUGCCAUAGACCGAGGCAAAGUUGGUGAGUUCAUCAGUUUCUUUUACCAAUUGCAUUUAAGCAAAUGUUUCAGCGAAUGAGUUGAAUAAUAUUCAUUAUAUUUGGAAACAACGCUCUACGUAAACAUAUUCAGAUGAGAAUAUCAAAGUUAAUAAAUAGGUUUUUAAUUGAUUAUGCUUAUUUCCAAUCUGAAUUUUCUUAUGCAUUUGUUUUGAACGAUCACAUUCGUUUAUAUUAAUUUAAACAUUAAAUUUCAUACGAUUUUUGGGUUUUUAUGUGGUUUCCGGAAAAGAAUUUUAGUUAAAUUUGAAAUAAUUUUAUAGCGCCAAAAAAUUUAAAUGCAAUAAUCAGCUUCCCACUUUCAAUAAAAAUACCAAAAUAUUAGUUAAAACAGGUAACCCUUUAAUAUUAGUGUAGUAUCGUUCCUUUUCGUCUAGUUGACUAUGUGUGAUUAUUCAUUCAUAAGAAUUUUUAAAUACCAAGGUACAUAUGUAUUAACUUUUUGCACAGAACAAAAAGCAGAAUGCCAUUUAUGAGGCAUGGUCCGGUAUUCAUAUGUACAUACAUAAAAUUCGGUUAUUAACUUUGUGCCUCCAGGAAACGUAUGUCACAUGCAAAAUGAGGUAUCUCCGACCCUAUGAAGUAUUUAACAUAUUUACCAAAUGUGCCAAAUAUUUGGUACAUACAAUAAUAAAUAUAAUUUUUAUGAUACUUGAAAAAUGGGAAACUUAUAGAAAUUGCUUUGGCUGACAAUUUGGUAUAUUUUACUCUAUGGUGUACUUUAAGUAUAGUACUAUAUUAAUAAACCAAAUAAAGCCUGAAGGGUAUAUUUUAGUAUAUCUGCAUUAUUUUGGUAUUUUUUAAAAAUUAGCCUGGCCUGUUUUGCUUUUAUUAACAAUGCGUUGCGGAUAUCUCACAAUCGAGCAGACUCGAUGGUAGUUUUAUUAUUUGUUUUUGUCGAAUAGGGUACUCAAUAUUCGUAAAAAUUGUCACAGGCCCAAAACAAUAUUAAAGAGCAUAGAUUUAGAUAUGGUAGCAAGUACAGCAAUAAAUGCCCCACAUUUGGAUCUUGGGGCAACUCGGCAAUGUGUAUGUAUGGCAACAUUUCCCAUGCCUGCGCGCAAUCCAUAUCUGAAAAAUUAAAAAAAAGAAUUAGAAUGCAUAUUGUUGCGCAGUUUGGUUUUAAUUACAUUCAUUUGGCUAAAAGCCCGGUCGACUUCGGCAUUGGAUCAGGCCGUUUUCGAGAAAAUUCAAUUUUUGUGAUUAUUGCCAAACUAAUAUUACCAUGGUGGCAACACAUGUUACGGCCGAAAGUUGGGCCACCCUUUAUGAACUUGGUGGCAACUCUGGAACAUAACUAAAUACUCAGCAGAACUGGAGGUGUCGAUUGGCCACAGUAUAAACUUUUAGGAUAAUUGUAUUUUGUUGGCACUGUGGCAACUCUGUCAUCCACCUAUUGCCCAUAUGCUGGCAACACCAAACGAUCAGCUGCAAACACAAGAGGAUUAGUUGGGCAACCCGCGAAUGGAUCGCAGCCAACUUCAUGGCGAAGCCACUUAAUUUUGUGCUUUCAAUUUCAUCAGACAUAUACGUUUAUAAUAUUCAAUAAAGCUAAGUUAAAAUACAACGGCGUUUCCAUUAAAUCUCCCACACUAAUGAAGACGCCAAAGUGGUGACCCCGACUGCAAAAACACAACUACAAUUUACGUUCAGUGGAAUGCCAAGCUCAUGACACUGAAGACGCAUUUUUUGGCGCAAACAUGCAGGCACACGAUCAAAACCUCGCAGAACAACUGCGGGAUCUGAAACAGCAACUCGAGCAACUGGAGACACAUGGCCAACCAGCUGGAUUCUCAUCGCAAUGCGUGCAGCUUCGCAUUCCGAAAUUCAACAAAACAAAUCCUCAGCUUUGGUUCUCUCAGUUGGAUCGCCUAUUUCAUCUGCAUAAUGUCACUGACGAUAACAAAUUCGACAUUAUAUCUGUGAAUUUGGAGGAGGAUGUAAUUGCCAAACUGGAGGAUCUGAUCGCAUCGCCACCGCUUACAAACAAAUAUGCCACUUUAAAGCAACGCGUGCUUGACAAAUUCGCAGAAUCAUCAGACUCAAAGCUGAAAAGGCUUUUGCGUGGCGGCGAAACUGUUGGCAAGAAACCGUCAGACAUCCUUGACCACAUGCGGCGCUUAGCACCAACCACGGGCUGCGAGGCAGUUAUUCGAUCGUUGUUUCUGGCGGAGCUUCCAAACUCGAUCAGACCGUUCAUUUCGGUAUGGGACGAGAACAACCUUGACAAAUUGGCGGAGAUUGCAGAUAAAAUGCUUGAAGCUAGCGAGCCAGGUUCUGCAUUUGUUGAGUCAACGGCACUAACAGAGCAGCAGUACCAAGUUGAUGCUCUGAGCGGCAAGCAAACCGGCAUGUCAGAAGUAACAUCGGCAUUACAAGCGCUCACUACAAAAGUCGACAAGCUUCAGGACGAGCUACGCCAAUCAAACCAUGCCCAAUUGUCACGGCAUACACGUGAUAGCUCUAAUGAUGUCGUUUCAAAACUGUGUUUCUACCACACUAGAUUCGGUGAGAAUGCUCGCAAGUGCCAGCCAGCAUGUCCACGCUACCAGUCGUCAAACUAAAGACGCUACCGUUGACUCAGCUGGUAAACGGUAGCGCAGAAACCACCACCAGCCACAAAACUCCAAACGACAUUCAACAAAUUGGCCUGGACCGGCGUCUACACAUCAAAGAUCGCUUGUCAAACCAAUCAUUCCUCAUUGAUUCCGGAUCAGUGGUGUCAGUGAUCCCACGCAGCAUGGCACCGCACACACGCAUCAACGGCAGACUUUAUCUGUAUGCCGCCAAUCAAUCUACAAUCAAAACCUACGGAAAUUGUACUCUUCAGCUCGACCUGGCCCUGCAUCGCUCGUUCACAUGGCCAUUCAUCACCGCUGAUGUACAAACACCUAUAAUCGGCGCAGACUUCCUUGCCGCACAUCAUCUCCUCGUCGACGUCAGUGAACAACGAUUGCUUGACAACUCAAAGUCAACUCACCAUGGCACCACUGACCCGUCACACGACUUACAAAAAUCUCUGGAACUCAAGUCACCGAAUUUGUCAGCUGAUGUGCAAAAGAUCGACAAAAUGGUUUCUCUCGAGCAAGUACAUGCACACAACGUUUGUCACUUCAUUAAAACAAGCGGCGCACCUGUAGCUGAGCGACCUAGACGAUUAUCUGGCGAGAAACUUGCUUCAGCCAAAUCGCAAGUCAAUACGCUCAUUGAUAAGGGAAUUUGCCGUUACUCCAAAAGCCCAUGGGCCAGUCCCUUGCACAUGGUGGCUAAAAAGGAUGGAUCUUGGCGCGCUUGUGGCGAUUACCGCCAGCUGAAUGGAAUUACGGUUCCAGACCGUUAUCCGAUUCCACACAUUCAGGAUUUUGCUGAUCGCCUUCACAAUAAGAAAAUUUUCACAACGCUUGAUCUCGAAAAGGCUUACUACCAAAUUCCAAUGGCGCAGGAGGACAUAGAGAAGACGGCUAUUUGCACUCCAUUUUUUAUUUGGACGUUGACGUACUAACGGCAGUACCAUCAAGUGGCCCAGCGAUACCAAGCACGGGCUUGUUGACGCGCGGACAAAACAAAAUAAAUUUGUAAACAGCAUGCAUUAAACGAAAACCGCGAAUAAAUAUUAAAAGACGCUGGACAGCUAAUUAAAUUAGAUUAAAAAUAUGUUAGAAUAAAUGUAUAAUAAAAUAAAUAACAAUUAACAAUUAAAUACUCGAUAAAUAAGCUAAUAAUAAGGUUUUAAGCAAAGGAAUAGAUUUACUAGAGCAAACUACGUUAUUGAGAUUAUUAUAGUUCACACACAGAAUACGGAAGGGAUUAUGGCAAGCAAAGUUAGUAGAUCUACGUGAAAUGAGAAGUGGAAGAAAAUUCCUAGUGAUCCUGACAGGAACUGCAAAACUAAUUUGACUUAACAGCUCCAAAGAGUCUAUUUCACCAUUAAUUAGUCUCUGUAUAAAAACAACAC